Messenger RNA from Gossypium arboreum, 1287 nucleotides. Its product is annotated as probable aquaporin PIP2-5. Gene Ontology annotation, biological process: transmembrane transport. Gene Ontology annotation, cellular component: plasma membrane. The record is from RefSeq and is a predicted model, not a curated record. NCBI's taxonomy places the organism in Eukaryota, Viridiplantae, Streptophyta, Magnoliopsida, Malvales, Malvaceae. The transcript is spliced from 4 exons. The coding region runs from base 148 to 996 and encodes 282 amino acids. Gene Ontology annotation, molecular function: water channel activity.
CUCAUGUGUAGCAAGCACCAUAUAUACACCCUCACUUCCUCCUCAUCCUCUGCUCAUUUUUUCUCAAAAAAAGCAGACUCUGUAUCUUCUCUUCCUCUCUACCAUUUCCUUCUUUAAGCUAAUUUAUUAGUUUCUUGCUAGCUAAGCAUGGCAAAAGAAGGAGAGAACAGCACUUUCCAUGCCAGGGAUUAUGUUGACCCUCCACCAGCACCAUUGAUUGAUGCUUCAGAGCUUAAGAAAUGGUCAUUUUACAGAGCAUUGAUAGCUGAGUUCAUUGCAACUAUGCUCUUCCUUUACAUCACAGUCUUGACUGUGAUUGGUCACAAGAGCCAAGUUGCUACCUCCCCUGACGCAUGUUCUGGUGUUGGCCUUCUUGGUAUUGCUUGGGCCUUUGGUGGCAUGAUCUUCAUCCUUGUUUACUGCACUGCUGGUAUUUCUGGGGGUCAUAUUAACCCAGCAGUGACAUUUGGGCUGUUUUUGGCUCGUAAGGUCUCAUUGAUCCGAGCCAUUGCAUACAUGGUGGCUCAGUCAUUGGGAGCCAUAUGUGGGGUUGGGAUGGUUAAGGCAUUCCAAUCAGCAUACUACAACAGGUAUGGAGGUGGAGCCAACACUCUAGCAGAUGGUUACAGCACAGGCACUGGUUUGGGUGCAGAAAUUAUUGGAACCUUUGUGUUGGUUUACACUGUUUUCUCUGCUACUGAUCCUAAGAGGAAGGCUAGAGACUCCCAUGUCCCUGUAUUGGCUCCCCUCCCCAUUGGAUUUGCUGUAUUCAUGGUUCAUUUGGCUACCAUCCCAAUCACCGGCACUGGCAUCAACCCUGCUAGAAGUAUUGGAGCUGCUGUUGUCUUCAACAACAAGAAAGCUUGGGAUGAUCAUUGGAUUUUCUGGGUUGGUCCCAUGAUUGGAGCAGCCAUAGCAGCAUUCUACCACCAAUUCAUCUUGAGGGCAGGAGCUGCUAAGGCUCUUGGUUCAUUCAGAAGCCAAACCCAUGUUUGAUUCAUUUGCCUUUCCUUGACACUUUUCUAGAAGAACCCUCCAAAAAAACACAUAUAUAUAAAUUGUGAAAAUAAUGUGGGAAUUUGCUUGUUAUGAUUUGUGUAUGUUUUAACUGUCCCUUCAGAGCCCUCCCUUUUUUCUUCAAAAUUUCCCUUCGAGGAAGUUGGAAAAUUUUAUAGAAAUUGAAGGGUUUCAUGAAAAUGUAGAUAAACUACUCUUUGAGAAGUGGUGGGGGUAGAAGGGGCUUUUCAAGCACUUUAAUUUAGCUUCUUAUUUUGUACUAGUUUCAAA